AUGAAGUUCAUCGCCGUCGCCGUCCCGCUCUUCCUGUCCGCUUUUGCAACCGCUGCCCCCGAGGCUGCCCAAGAGAAACGUCAACGUGCGCAUCCCCUUUACCUCUUUACCUCGCCAAUCGACUACUCAGCUGAUCAUCUUGCUCUGAACGCAGUUGACGGCCUUGGCGGUGACCUGACCGCAGGCAUCGGUGGCUUGACGAGUGCCGUCGGCGCCGGGGCUGCUAGCCUCAGUGCUAAUGGCGAGGGCCUCGGCUUCACCAUCCUCGGCACCGGGCCCAACUCCGUCCUCACGGCCGCGGUCGCCCUGGGCACAUCGACCUUUACGCUCGUCACCACGCAAGGCGGCCAGGGCUACACGCUCGGCGCGGGCGGCGCCGACUCCGCCGUCGCGUCUGUCACUGGCGCGGCCGACUCUAUAGUCGCGUCCGCCACGGCCGCGGCGAUCCCGUCGGGGUUCACGUCCAGCGUCCAGAGCGUCGUCUCGAGCGUCUCCACGGAGAGCGUCGCGAGCGUCCGGUCCACGAGCGCGGGGGGCGCCGCGCCUACGUCUGGCAGUGACUCCAACUCGAACUCGAACUCAAGCUCGAGUGCGGCGGCCUCGGUGCACCCGUCCAAGCUGAUGCUUUAUGCUGCUGGCGUAAUGGGCUCCAUGGUCUUCGGUGCGAUGUCGCUUUGA
This is a messenger RNA of Peniophora sp. CBMAI 1063, 678 nucleotides long. The record is from the annotation of a GenBank genome assembly. NCBI's taxonomy places the organism in Eukaryota, Fungi, Basidiomycota, Agaricomycetes, Russulales, Peniophoraceae.